Scatophagus argus is the source of this 1347-nucleotide messenger RNA. RefSeq names its product ring finger protein 151 (gene rnf151). NCBI's taxonomy places the organism in Eukaryota, Metazoa, Chordata, Actinopteri, Scatophagidae. Gene Ontology annotation, cellular component: plasma membrane signaling receptor complex. The record is from RefSeq and is a predicted model, not a curated record. The transcript has 4 exons. Gene Ontology annotation, biological process: positive regulation of JNK cascade; regulation of canonical NF-kappaB signal transduction. Bases 443 to 1177 code for a protein of 244 amino acids. Gene Ontology annotation, molecular function: zinc ion binding.
GUCACGUAAACUGGUAGUUUUUUUAAGUUUAAUAAAAUGUCAUGUGAGACUCGAGAGUUAGAGACUCAUUAUAAACUUUUACUUUUCAGUUUUCCCACCGAGGCUCACAACAAUAGCCUCAGCUGGAGCUAUUCACGUUUAAAGGUUCCUGUUUGACGUGUGGAGGCUGAGCAUUGAUGCUAGAACAGCAGGGAAAGGACGCGCUCCAUAUUGAGAGCCAUUCUCUCUCUUCGUUUUUUAUAAUUUACUGUUUUCAUUUGUCCGCACAGGAACACACACACACACACACACACACACACCGUCCCUCCUUCGUGUUUUGUCAGGAAUGUUCAUGUGUGUUGUAUUGAUAACGCGGGUGUGUGUUCCGUUUGUGACAUGUGAGAGAACCGAUAUGAGUAAACCAGCGCCGGGAAUGGAAACACGGUGAGGACAGGAGAUUAUCAUGGCGGACCCAGAAGUGUCAACACAGAGUGGGGGCUAUGAUGUGGAGCUGUUUGUGGACACUCCAGACUACGAUUUGAUCUGCACCAUAUGCCAAGGGGUCCUCAGGUGUCCAGUAAGAGCUGCGUGCCACCACAUCUUCUGCAAGAAAUGCAUCUUACAGUGGCUAAAGAGGCAGGAGACCUGCCCCUGCUGCAGAAAGCCUGUUAACCCAAGUUUGAUCUUUGUCAUGUUCAAGCUGAGCAAAUCUAUUGGACGCAUGAAGAUCAAGUGUAAGAAUGAAAUCCGUGGUUGUGCAGAGACCUUCCCCCUCUCAGAGCAGUACUGCCACAGCAUGAGCUGUUUGUACGAGCUCAUCCCCUGUCCGUACCAGGGCUGCCGGGCACAGCUUCUCCGCAGGGACCUGGACACCCAUGCACGCCACUGUGAACACUGGCGUCAGCCCUGCCACAUGGGCUGCGGGACAAUACUCUCUCACCGCACACAGGCGCAACACAACUGCUACAAGCAACUGCGGCAGGAGUAUGAAGCCAGGCAGAGGAACCACAGGGCCAUUGCCACUGCCCUGCAGAGGAAGAUGAGGAGGAUGCAGAGCACCAUGGCCCACAUGAAGCGGCAGAUAGGGCUGAUCUGCGAGAGCCUUGAAGUGAUGGACGAUCUACACGAGGUAGAAGAAGAGGACCUAGGAGAGAGCAGUGGCAGCUCCAGUGGGACUAGCAACACCAGCAACUGCUGAGAAAAGAGUUGUUUACUGCUGCUGGUUGGCUACUGCUGUGUAUAAUUUCUGAACAUGUUUAUUUUUUUAUUUUUUCUUUGAAGGUGUGUGUGUGUGUGUGUUUGAAUAUGUAGGUAGUGAUUCAAAUGAGUGAAUUUGUAACAAUUUUGUGCUGUAGUUUUUUUUAUAUU